Messenger RNA from Aspergillus japonicus CBS 114.51, 501 nucleotides. RefSeq names its product DASH complex subunit DAD4. The transcript has 5 exons. Gene Ontology annotation, cellular component: DASH complex; mitotic spindle. Gene Ontology annotation, biological process: attachment of spindle microtubules to kinetochore. Lineage: Eukaryota; Fungi; Ascomycota; Eurotiomycetes; Eurotiales; Aspergillaceae. The record is from RefSeq and is a predicted model, not a curated record. Bases 195 to 413 code for a protein of 72 amino acids.
CCGUGUAGUCUUCUAUAUUGAGGCAUUUCAAUUCUAGAACAAUUCUUUGCAUCAUAUCUACUGUCCCUUUUUGAGAUACGCAACGACCGGUUUCAGUCACGUGACACACUGGUUGGUUUCUUUGGCAAACGGGCAGCAACAGACAAACAUCACUAUCAAACGAUCUCAGAGCGUCUACCUUGCAGUGUGCCACUAUGGAAAGUCCUCACGAGCAUCAGCAAGCCUUGCUACUAUCUCGCAUCAUCGGCAACAUUGAAAAACUUAAUGAAUCAAUAAUGGUCAUGAAUCGCAGUCUCCAGGAAAUCAACAUCCAGAACAUGAACGUCGAGCUCGUAGCGCAGAUGUUCAAGAACUACCAGUCCAAUGUGCUCUUCCACCUGGAAGCGACGGACAACCUGAAGGAGCCAUCCUGAGCUUCUGCCAGCGUACACCAUUGUACUUACGACGAUAUGAUAUUCUGUUUCGAUUGUUUCAAUGAAAUAUUUCUUCUUUAUUGGUGAA